Messenger RNA from Callithrix jacchus (white-tufted-ear marmoset), 9991 nucleotides. The record is from RefSeq and is a predicted model, not a curated record. NCBI's taxonomy places the organism in Eukaryota, Metazoa, Chordata, Mammalia, Primates, Cebidae.
AUUUUAUUUAAGGCCGAAGUCUCCAUCUAAUUUUUCUGGUACAAUAGGUAUUUUGACAACAAAUUCUCUCAGGUUUUGUGGAUUUAGGAAUGUCUUUUUUAUUUUUGAAGAGCAAUUUUGGUGUUUCAAGAUUUAUGAGUAGACAGUCUUAUUUCUUUUUCUUUCAAAUAGUCUGAAUCUGUCAUCUCAGUCUUUUAUGGCCUCAAGAGUGUCUGGUGAGAAAUCAGCUGUUAGUCUCAUUGAGGAUUCCUUGUGCCUAUCGUGUUUUUCUUCUCUUCAUGUUUUGAAGACUUUGACUUUUUGACAUUUUUACUAUGACGUCUCUAUGUAUAGAUUUCUUUACAUAGAUUUCACUUGAGUAAGUCAAGUUCAUUUGACUCAGUGUACACAUUCAUAAAUGUUUUUCUAUUGCUGAAAUUUUUGGCUUUUGUUUUUCAAACUGUUGCUGCCACUUUCUACUGUGACUUUUAUGUACAUGUUGAUACGCUUGUGCUCCUCAGCUGUCUAAAGCUCUGUUUUUCCUUUUUCUUUCUGCCUCACAAUUGAGGUGACUGGAUCACCUCAACUGUCCUAUAUUCAAAUUUGCUGAUUGCCUUGUCCUGCUAGCUCAAAUAGUGUGAUGAAUUUUUCUAGUGAAUGUUUAUGUUUUAUUUUACUUUAUCUUUAUUGUCUAGUUAAUGAUACAUCAUUCUCUUUUUAAUGUUAAUGGUUAGGUUUAGGAGUACACAUGCAAGUUUGUUAUAUAGGUAAAUUCUGAGUCAUGGGGGUUUGGUGUACAGAUUAUUUUAUCACCAAGGUAACAAGCAUAGUACCUGAUAGGUAGUUUUUUUAUCCUCACCCUUCUCCUGCCUUCUACCUUCAAGUAGGCACCAGUGCUUGUUGUUUUCUUCUUUAUGUCCAUAUGAACUCAGUGUUUAGAUCCAACUUACAUUGAGAGCCUGCUUAUUAGAUUUUCUGUUCCUGUUUUAGUUCCGUUAGGAUAAUGGCCUCCAGCUCCAUUUAUGUUGCUGCAAAGGACAUGAUCUUACUUUUUUAUGGUUAUAUAGUAUUACUUGGUUAUAAGUACCAUAUUUUUUAAUCCAGUCUAUCACUGAUGAGCGUUUAAGGUGAUUCUGUAUCUUCAUAUAUUCUUUCUUCCUUUUUUAAGGACACUUGAUAGAUGGGUUUUUUUUUUUUCCAAGACAGUCUCACUCUGUUACCCAGGCUGGAGUGCAGUGGCAUAAUCUCUAUACUUACUGCAACCUCCACCUUCCAGGUUCAAACAAUUCUUGUAGCUCAGCCUCCCAAGUAGGUGGGAUUACAGGUGUACAUUACCACACCUGGCUAAUUUUGGUUUUUGCUUUCUUGUACAGAUGGGGUGUCACCAUGUUGGUCAGGCUGGUUUCGAACUCUUGGUCUCAAGGGAACCACCUUCUUUGGCCUCCCAAAGUGCUGGGAUUUCAGAUGUGAGCCACCACACCUAGCCCAUAGAUGGAUACUUGCUCUGUCACCCAGGUUGAAAUGUAGUGGUGCAAUCUCGGAUCACUGAAAACUCCACCUCCCAGGUUCAAGCUGUUCCCUGCCUCAGCCUCCCAAGUAAUUGGGAUUAAAGGUGCCUGCCACCAUGCCCAGAGAAGUUGCCAUGGGAGGUCCACUGCUUGCUGGAAAGGAACAUGGUCGAUUCUUGUGAGCAAUAGAGGCCCUGCAGAGUCCUGCAGCCACUGUGGCCUGGCAUCCACUGUACACCCCUGCUGAUGGAUGUCUCAGGAUGGGGCAGUUGCCUUGAGAGGCCCGCUGCAUGCUGGCUUGACAGAUGGUUGUUUCUUCUGAGCAAUGGAGUCCCCACGGAGUCGUGGAGUCAUUAUGGCCUGGCAUCCAUGGUGCAUCUCAUGCUGGCGGUGUCUCAGGAUGGGGCAGUUGCCUUGCUUGAGAGGCCCACCGCAUGCUGGCCUGACAGAUGGUUGUUUCUUCUGAGCAACGGAGUCCCCACGGAGUCGUGGAGUCAUUAUGGCCUGGCAUCCAUGGUGCAUCUCAUGCUGGCGGGUGUCUCAGGACGGGGCAGUUGCCUUGAGAGGCCCACCACGUGCUGCCACAACAGGUGGUCAAUUCUUCCGAGCAAUGGAGUCCCUAUGGAGCCAUGGAGCCAGUGUGGCCUGGCAUCCGUGGUGCACCUUGUGCUGGCGGGUGGCUCAGGACGUUAUGAUGGGACGUCCCCCAUAACCUGGCAAGGAAGAUGGUCGGCUCUUCUGAGGCACAAAGGCCUCGAGUCCUGGUGUUGGUAUGGCCUGGCCUCCACGGUGCACCCCUGCUGGUGGAUGGCUCAGGACGGGGCAGUUGCCUUGAGAGGCCCGCUGCAUGCUGCCACAACAGAUGGUCGAUUCUUACAAGCAACGGAGUCCCCAUGGAGUCGUGGAGUCAGUGUGGCCUGGCAUCCAUCGUGCACCUUGUGGUGGCAGGUGGCUCAGGGCGACCUACGGUUGACCAUUGCAAAGACAACCUUCGGGGCUGAUUGUGGUUGGUUUUCUGCCAGGGGCAGUUAUCAUGGGACAUCCGCCAUACGCUGGCAAGGAAGAUGGUCAGUUCUUCUGGUCCACAAAGGCCCCCGGAGUCCUGGAAUGGUUGAUUCUUCCAUGCAACGGAGUCCCCAUGGAGCCGUGGAGUCAGUGUGCCCUGGCAUACAUGGUGCACCGCAUGCUAGCAGGUGGCUCAGGACGGACAGUUAUGAUGGGACGUCCCCCAUAACCUGGCAAGGAAGAUGGUUGGCUCUUCUGAGGCACAAAGGCCUGGAGUCCUGGUGUUGGUAUGACCUGGCCUCCACGGUGCACCCCUGCUGUUGGAUGGCUCAGGACCGGGCAGUUGCCUUGAGAGGCCUGCUGCAUGCUGCCACAACAGAUGGUCGAUUCUUACAAGCAACGGAGUCCCCAUGGAGUCGUGGAGUCAGUGUGGCCUGGCAUCCAUCGUGCACCUUGUGGUGGCAGGUGGCUCAGGACGACCUACGGUUGACCAUUGCAAAGACAACCUUCGGGGCUGAUUGUGGUUGGUUUUCUGCCAGGGGCAGUUAUCAUGGGACAUCCGCCAUACGCUGGCAAGGAAGAUGGUCAGUUCUUCUGGUCCACAAAGGCCCCCGGAGUCCUGGAAUGGUUGAUUCUUCCACGCAACGGAGUCCCCAUGGAGCCGUGGAGUCAGUGUGCCCUGGCAUACAUGGUGCACCGCAUGCUAGCAGGUGGCUCAGGACGCACAGUUAUGAUGGGACGUCCCCCAUAACCUGGCAAGGAAGAUGGUCGGCUCUUCUGAGGCACAAAGGCCUCGAGUCCUGGUGUUGGUAUGGCCUGGCCUCCACGGUGCACCCCUGCUGGUGGAUGGCUCAGGACGGGGCAGUUGCCUUGAGAGGCCCGCUGCAUGCUGCCACAACAGAUGUUCGAUUCUUACAAGCAACGGAGUCCCCAUGGAGUCGUGGAGUCAGUGUGGCCUGGCAUCCAUCGUGCACCUUGUGGUGGCAGGUGGCUCAGGGCGACCUACGGUUGACCAUUGCAAAGACAACCUUCGGGGCUGAUUGUGGUUGGUUUUCUGCCAGGGGCAGUUAUCAUGGGACAUCCGCCAUACGCUGGCAAGGAAGAUGGUCAGUUCUUCCGGUCCACAAAGGCCCCCAGAGUCCUGGAGUAAGUAUGGCCUGGCCUCCAUGGUGCACCCCUGCUGGUGGAUGGCUCAGGAUGGGGCUGUGCCCUGGAGAGACCUGCCAUGUGCUGCCGCAACAGAUGGUUGAUUCUUCCAAGCAACAGAGUCCCCAUGGAGUCAUGGAGUCAGUGUGCCCUGGCAUCCAUGGUGCACCCCGUGCUAGCAGGUGGCUCAGGACCGGGCAGUUAUCAUGGGACAUCCCACAUAUCCUGGCAAGGAAUGUGGUCCAUUCUUCUGAGCCGCAAAGGCCCCCAGAGUCCUGGAGUCAUUAUGGCCUGGCAUCCAUGGUACACCCCUGCUGAUGGAUGGCUCAAGAUGUUGCCUUGAGAGGACCACCAUGUGCUGCCGCAGCAGAUGGUCAAUUCUUCCAGGCAGCGGAGUUCCCAUGGAGUCGUGGAUUCAGUGUGGCCUGGCAUCGAUGGUGCACCACGUGCUAGCAGGGCCAGUUUCCAUGGGACCUCCACCAUACCCUGGCAAGGAAGAUGGUCACUUCUUCUGGGACACAAAGGCCCCCGGAGUCCUAGAGUCCGGAUGGCCUGGAUCCAUGGUGCACCCCUGCUGGUGGAUGGCUCAGGACGGGGCAGUCUCUUGAGAGUCCUUCUGUGUGCUGGCCCAAUAGAUGGUCAAUUCUUCCAAGCAACAGAGUCCCCAUGGAGUCGUGGAGUCAUCGUGGCCUGGCAUCCAUGGUGCAUCUCAUGCUGGCAUGUGGCUCAAGACAGAGCAGUUAAUCAUGAAAGCUCCACCACUUGGUGGGAAGAAAGGUGGUCUAUUCUUCUGCCAAACGGAGGCUGCAAUGAGUCCUUGAUUUGGCGUGCCAUGGCAUCUGCAGUGGACUCCGUGCUGGUGGGUGGCUCAGGACGGGGUAGUUGCCAUGGGAGGCCCACCACCAGCUGGAAGGAAGAUGGUCGAUUCCUGUGAGCCACAAACACUCUGCAGAGUCCUGGAGUCGGUGUGGCCUGGCUUCCAUGGGGAUCUUGUGCUGGUGGAUGGCUCAGGCCGGUAGCACUCCUGUUCCCCUCAUGGGCCAGUUGCCGUGGGAGGCCCACCUCCUGCUGACAAGGAAGAUGAUCGAUUCUUCGGUCAGCUUAGGCCCCACAGAGUCCUUGAUUCGGCGUGGCCUGGCAUGUAUGGUGCACCCCGUGCUGGCAGGUGACUCAGGACGGAGCAGUUUCCAUGAGAGGUCCACCGCUUACUGGCAAGGAAGAUGGAUGAUUCUUCUGAUCAAUGGAGGCCACGUUGAAUCCUUGAUUCGGCAUAGCCUGGCAUUUUCAGUGCACCCUGUGCUGAUGGGUGGCUCAGGACGGGGCAGUUGCCUCGAGAGGCCUGCUGCUUGAUGGCAUGACACGUGAUCGAUUCUUCUGUGGAGUCAGUGUGGCCUGGCAUCCAUGGUGAACCUUGUGCUGGCAGGUGGCUCAGGACGGAGCAGUUGUCGUGACAGGUCCAUUGCUUGCUGGCAAGGAAGAUGAUCGAUUCUUCUCACCAACAGAGGCUGCAUUGAGUUCUUGAUUCGGUGUGGCCUGACAUCUACAGUGCACCCCGUGCUGGUGGGUGGCUCAGGAUGGGGCACUUGCCAUGGGGGCCUGCAGUCUGCUGGCAAGGAAGAUAGUCGAUUUUUCCAAGCAAUGCAGGCCCCAUGGAGUCCUGGAUUUGGUGUGACCUAGCAGCCACAGUGCACCCCGUGCUGGUGGACAGCUCAAUACGGACACAUUGUCAUGAGAAGUCCACCGCUUGCUGGCAAGGAAGUUGGGCAAUUCUUCUGACCAACAGAGGCCAUGUUGAGUCCUUGAUUCCAUGUGUCCUGACAUCUACAGUGCCCCCCAUGCUGGUGUGUGGCUCAGGAUGGAGCAGUUGCUGUGGAAGGCCCUGUCUACUGGCAAGGAAGAUGGUUAAUUCUUCCAAGCAAUGAAGGCCCCACCGAGUCCUGGUUUUGGUGUGGCCUGGCCUCCAUGGUGCGCCCCAUGCUGGUGGACAACUCAAUAUGGAGCAGUUGUCGUGACAGGUCCAUUGCUUGCUGGCAAGGAAGAUGGGCAGUUCUUCUGACCAACAGAGGCCGCGUUGAGUUCUUGAUGCGGCAUGGCCUGACAUCUGCAGUGCACCCCAUGAUGGCAGCUGGCUCAGGACGGGGCAGUUGCUGUGGGAGGCACAGCACCUGUUGGAAAGAAGAUGGUCAAUUCCUCCAAACAACAAAGGCCACGUGGAGUCCUGGUUUCAGUGAGGCCUGGCUUCCACAGUGGUCCUGGUGCUGGUGGGUGGCCCGGAUGCACGCUCACUUCAUCUGCGCCUCCCUGGUUGCAUUGGCUUGGAAGGAAGGCCCUUGUUCAAGAAGGAUGGUCUUCAUCUUGUGUAAUCUUUGGAGAUGCCAUGGGCCCCCUGGAUAUAUGGUCUGGGCUCCUUCAGAGCCUUUUGGAUUUCUCCUGAAUGGGCAGUUGCCUUGAGAGGCCCGCCACGUGCUGCCACAACAGAUGGUCAAUUCUUCUGAGCAACAGAGUCCCCAUGGAGUUGGGGAGUCAGUGUGGCCUGGUAUCCAUGGUGCACCUCAUGCUGGCAGGUGGCUCAGGACGAAGCAGCCGUCAUGAGAGCUCUGCUGCUUGCUGGCAAGGAAGAUGGGCAAUUCUUCUGACCAACAGAGCCUGCGUUGGGUCCUUGAUUCAGUGUGUCCUGACAUCUGCAGUGCGCUCUGUGCUGGUGGGUGGCUGAGGACGGUGUUGUUGGUGUAAAAGGCAGGCUAAUGUCAUGAGGAAUGAUUGUCAUCUUGUACAGUCCUUGGCAAUGGCAGGAAACCCCUGGCCACACAUGGUGUGGACUCCUUCAGAGGCUGUUGAACUCCUCCUGAGUGUGGUGUUGGCAUUAAAGGCCGGCUUGUGUCAUGAGGAAUGAUCCUCAUCUUGUGAGACUCUUGGAGAUGGCAAGAAGUCCCUGGCCACAUGUGGUGUGGAAUCCUUCAGAGGCUGUUGAAACCCUCCUGAAUUGUUGUUGCUGUGAAAGGCAGACUCAUGUCAUGAGGAAUGAUUGUCAUCUCAUGUUGUCCUUGGAGAUGGCAGGAAGCUCCUGGUCCACAUGGCGUGGAAUCCUUCAGAGGCUGUUGAAACCCUCCUGAAUGUGGUGUUGAUAUAAAAGGCAGGCUCAUGUCAGGAAGAAUGAUUGUCAUCUCAUGUGAUCCUUGGAGAUGGCAGGAAGCCCCUGGACACUCAUGGUGCGGACUCUCAGAUCCUGUUGAAACCCUCCUGAGUGUGGUGUUGGUGUAAAAGCAGUUUAUGUCAUGAGAAAUGACUAUCACCUCAUACGAUCCUUGGAGAUGGUAGGAAGUCCUGGUCACACAUGGUGUGGACUCCUUCAGAGGCCGUUGAAACCCUCCAGAGUGUGUUAUGGCCAUGGAAGAAAGGACAGUCUUCAUCUUGGGAGAGCCUUAGAGAUGGCAGGGAGCCCCUUGACAUGUGGAAUGUGGUCUCCUUUGGAUGCUGGUGGAUCCCUCAGGUGGUCUGGCAUGGAAGAAGGCCAGAGGCUGUGAUGGAUGAUCUUUGUCAUGGGAGAUGCCUGGAGAUGUCAGGGAGCCCCAGGCCAUGUGUGGCACAUGUGGUGUGGCUUCUCCAGGUGCUGGUGGAUCCCUCAGGACGCGCAGAUACAGACCCCAUAUGUAAGAGAGUGUGGAGCUGCAUAGAAAGAAGACUUGUCAUUUUCCUAUACUGUUGGGGUUCUAAUAUGUCUUCAUGGUUUUUGCCUCUUCUGGCUUUAGAAGAUACACAAAUACAUUCUGCAACAUGGCCUCUUCGUAUUUUAGUGUGGUUGCCAUGAAAACUCACGCAAAUAUGGAUUUAAAGAAGAUUUACGUUUUCAUUCACACUUGAAGAUGUGAGAGAGUGCUUUGGAUAAAUAAGCCAUCGAGCUGUUUAGCGUGGAACCAGCAAAGAUUUUUAUAUGAAAGUUAUUUUGUCUACCUCAAGAAGUGACAGAAUGGAGUGUAAUAUGAAUACGUCUGACGUCAAAACCUCAAAAUGCUUGAUACUGAUUAGAUAAGACAGAAUUCCAUGGAAGUUCAUUGCCAAACCAGCAAAGUGCUGAUUUGGACAUUUGUACCAGCUAACACAGCUGUGAGGGAGCACUCCAAUGCACAGCUAAGAACAACAUAGACCAAGAACUGGGUUUCAUAUGGAUGAAUUUAUCCUUCCCCUUGAGGCAAGACAAGCAGGAAAGAAAGUAUUGGGAAUAAUGCUGCCCUCCCAUCCUCAAGGGCCAGUGGGAACUCUAAUACUGAUUGGGUGAGUUAUAAUUCGAUGAAAUUUUACCAGUGAACCAGUGAGGGGAUAAUUUUGUCAUUUGUACCAGCUAACUAAUUUGGGAAGAAACAGAACAACACACUCCUGAGAGGUGAAUGUGGAACAAGAACUAGAUUUUAUAUAAAAGAGUUUAUUCCUUCUACUUGAGGUGUGACGUGAAGGAAAGUAAUGGAAAUCAUUCUGCCCCCCCCCCCCCAUUCUCAAGGGCUAGGGGAAUUCUAAUAUUGAAUGGAAGUGAUUUUGGAAUUGCAUGGAAUUCUCACUGUGUCCCAAAGAAAUGCUGAUUUUGGCAUUCUUACCUAUUCCAUUCCCCAAGCAGAACAAAACGAUGCACUCCAAAGGUCGGAAGUGAUGUUGGUGGAAGACAACAUUUUGCCACUUGAAAUUCUCACCUGCACACCAAAGAAGUACUGUUUUUGUCAUUUGCACCAGCAUCUUUCUCCAGGAAAGGUCAAAACAAUGCACUCCAAGGGAAGCAAGAGAAUGAAUUAAGGAAAACUCCAGAGAAUGAGCUGACAACUUACUCCCCGGUCACUGGCUCUCCAUGCCCACCUGUGGUCUGUUGGCCACUCUUGCAGAACAUGACUUCCUGGGAACUCUUCUGGGAGUGAAUGUUAUCAGCAAGUUAUUAAACCAACACCCCCUCAGACAAAGAGCCUCCUCAGCUGUGCAUUGCCUCGGCCACCCGCUAAAGGUGAUGGCCACAAAGAGGUGGAGUUGUUGAAUUGGUGCCAUUCCUUCUACUGCCAGCUUCACCAAAACACUGAUACAGUCUUCCUUAUGCAUGGAGUCUCCUCUCUUCCCUGUGUUGCAGUGGAUACCUCCUGCAGAUAAGAAAUGCUUAACUGAGAAAUGCUCAUGUUGGGAUGUCAUCGAUGAGACUUUAAUUUGGGCAUGGUGACUGUUUCCCUUGCUGCCACUUGACUCAAUCCCAGGAGCCUCAGUAGAGGAUAUAAUAUUACACAAGAUGCUCAAAAUGGUGGAAUUGCUCAGUACUCCCAUAAAUACACAUUUACAAUUUUCAUUUGCCACACGGUAAACUGAAAAAUAGAGAUAUAUUAAAAAGAAACUCUGCAUGAUUUUUUCAAAAAUUCAAAGCAUAUUUAAAUAAUUAAUAUAUAAAUUAAAUGCCCUCCUCUCUUCCAGUUCUGUCCCUAUAGUUUUCCUUUAUUAAGUGAGCUACAUGCAUUCUUUAAUGGACAGAUGCACACACAAACACACAAGCCAUUUUGGGGAAGGAUCCGGGAGUGUGGCCAUAUUGUAACACAUUUUUCUGCAAAUUACCCCUUUCAUUUAACAGCUCUUACUCAGUGGCCUUUUUCUUUUUCAGUAAUACGUACACAUCUGUGUCAUUUGUUGAAUGAUGACAUGAAUGUUUUGUAGAUGAAAUAUAAUUAAAUGUUUUAAGCAUUUCUCACUCAUAGAUAUUUAUGUUAGCACCAAAUUUCUGUGCAAUGAACCUCCCUCUAUAUAAAUAAUUUUGCAUUUGUCUAUUAUAUCAUAAUAAAUUAUUAUCAGUUGAAUUACUGGGAUUAAGUAUAUGCACACUUCCUAUUUUGAAAAUUAUUGCAAGAUUGCCUUCAAAAAAUGUGGUUAACAACUUUAUCCUCACAUGGCAAUGAAUGAGAUUGCCAGCUUUCCUACAACCUCACAGACAAUGGAUCUCAUAAAUAUUUAAAAUUUUUGCCAAUGUGAUCACCCAACUAUUGUCUUGAAUUGUAUUUCUUUUGUUUUUGAGUUUGGUCAUUUUUUCAUGUUUAUUAGCCAUCUGUAUUUUUUAAUUUCUUCUUUAUGUCCGAUUUUGUGGGUGGGAGGAGGAUUUAGUCUCUUCCAGAUUUCAAAGAGCUCAUUUACUAUUUUGGAAAAUAAGACUUGGAUUGUCAACCAUUAUAGCUAUUUUUUACACACUUUUUAACUUUGUUUUUGUUAUAAGAAUGUGUAUGAUUGUUAUAUGUCAAAGUGUAACCAUGUUUGCUUUUAUGGCUUCUGAGUUUCAUGUCAUUUUUGGAAAGAUUAAUAUAUAUACUGAGUCCAUAAAAUCCUUCACCUAUGUUAAAUUCUAA